UACGGCGACCACAAAAUGUCAGGGGGAACGUUUGCGAGGUGGGGAAAGUCUGGCACAGUGCAAGAACAGAACGUUUGGCGCGUGAAGUACUGCAAACUCGCCGAAAGUGAGACUUGGGAAAGUGAAACGAACCAUAGCGAGGCUCUCGGCGAAAACCGGAUCUCGGCCGAACGCUGGGCUAGAUAUAAACCGAGCGAGCUUGAGUUUGGCAGUGAGUGUUGUGCGCGGGACAAGCCAAAGACAGUGACCCUAAACUAUACCAAGAUGGAUUCGCAGAAGAGCAAGAAACAGAACGAUGAAGAGAUCCGAAGCCAGGUGCUUGCCGACGACGCUACGAAGGAUAUUGGGGUGUACUUAAGUGUGACCAUUGCAACUGUAGCUACUCUAACGGCCCUUCUUGGUGUGGGGUCGGUGAUUGUCCUUCGCGCGCUACUUCGGUUCCGCCCGGAGAUCGGAGGUUACUGGAUGUCAUGUAUACCGUUCAUAUUCCCGGGCAUUUCGGGGACGGCAGUUGCGUUCAAGCGCCACAGAACAUCAGUCUCUGUCCACGUCGGCAUCAUGUUCGCGGCGUUGCUGGCUGGAGGCAGUUGCUAUGGUUACUCCAUUGAACCGGUGUAUUUCAAUAACUCAAACUGCACCGACAUAUACCGCAUUGGUGCUUGUGACCGCCCCGCUCUCCUCAUCAUGCAUCUGGUGUCGGGAGGGGCGGCCACCGCCUUCUGCCUCUUCGGGCUUCUGCUGUCCUUCUGUGCCUGUAGCAGCGUCAGCAAAACCUACGCCCAAAGGGCGCAUGACCGUGAAUUAGAAUCAUACGAAGAGGCUGAGAAACAACGUCAGGCGAAAAUUAACGCUAAAAAAGAAGCGUUCACUUAUCAACCUUCUAUCACAACUAUCUCGGAGAAAACCCCAAUCGGAAAUGACGUCAUUACGCCUGCAUCCAAUGGCGUGAGCGUAGUAGAAACCAAGCAACCAGUGGACGAUGUCACGAGGCUCUGAACACCAAGUGUGAUCGCUGAUAAACUAGAGAUGUGUAUAUUGAGCCUGGAAAGUCCAGCAACCCAAGUCUUCAUGGGCGUCUCCCAUGAACACAUAUUUAGUCCAGAUUUGACAUUUUAAUUCUAAUGGUAAUCGACAUAAUUGUUUCAGAAAGUGCAAGCGUGGAAGUCCUGGUGGCUUUGAAUCCUGUUUUUUCAAACGACAAUGUCUGUAAACAUUUUAAUUAUUUAGAUCAUUCUCUCAGUAACUGAUUACCGCGAUGUCUGACACUGUAAAACAGGCCACUUCUAAAUUUCACCCAGAUCAAGAUUAUGGAGAUAGUAAAAUUCACCAAACCGUGGAAUGUUGACGACUUUACGGAUACUUGGUUCGAGGUAGUGGCCAGUCCAUCCAUACAAGACUAUUCAGAUCAUUCAAACUCCAUGUUGUUGCCCUGCUCAAACCUAUCACACCGAUCAAAUCAUUCCAAAGCUAAUGAUGACCAUAUUUACAUCAUCAUCUACCCCGUCUUGAAAUGGGCACCACCAACGUUAUGCAACUCAAUACAGAAAGUUCAAAGAUAAAACGACCCGGGUACUUAACUGGCAAAAAGCUGUAGACAUACCUAAAGGAAGCCAUUGAGAGAUAAUCAGUGCCUUGAAGUUCUAAAGUAACACGUGACCUGACACGUCACAAUGGAAUGCCCUUCUGCACACGACACCAGCCUUAUACAACCAAUUAGAAAUACAUAAUAACCAAUUGUUGCGACGCUAAAAAUAGAACGAUAAUGUAAGCCUCGUUUUGGAUUAAAAAGCGCUCUGAAUGUCUUUAUGUCCACCCCUAACAUUUUUUAUUUCACAGUCACCAUAUCAUUAGUUCAGUGAGUGUAUUUGACUACCUCGGUUAUGAUCACGACCGGUUUACCCUUUAACCUUGAGAACAACGUGUAUAACACAUACCACACUAGCAAUAGUGAAGCUGAGUAUGUAUAUACCAGCGAUAUGACUAUCAACGUGCAUGUCCAUCACCCCAGAUAAAAUAUAAAGUGUAUGUAAUAAAGUAUUUUUUUCUACAUAGAAAAUACAUAAAUAAAUAAUAAGUUUGGAUUGAGAAAAUAGUUGUAUUAGAAUGUUUUUAAAUGCUCUCCUAGAACCGGCCUUUGAUAAGUUUAAGUUGAUCCAUUGGUCAUUCUUGACGAAAAUAGUUGUAUUAGAAUGUUCUUAAAUGCUCUCCUAGAACCGGCUUUUGACAAGUUUAAGUUGAUCCAUUGGUCAAUCUUGACACGAUGUUGUUAUUCCAAAACUCAAACGUAUUAUUUCGUUUUAAAAAGAAUACCAUUCAGCGAUUGUCAGAACAUAUUUAUUAAAUGCCCCAAAUUAAACAUGUAUUACUUCUUGUAGGCGAACAGAUCCCUUUUUAUAUAUUGUACUUAUAUAUCAUCGAUAUUUGUUAUUAAUAAUGCAGUUUAUAAACCAUGUCUUUGUUUGUUUCUAGUUGCAGAUUUUUAACUGUUUUAAUGACGAUUAUUCGCAUUGAUAACCAUUCUCGUUGCAUUUCCUUAUUGGAUAUUGCAACCCAGAACCACAGACCCCAGACAAUAAAGACGGAACGAACAAAAUAGAUUGAACUAAAUGCCUAUAUAAGUAGAAAAGGAAAUCUAUACUAAAACUAUAGAACAGGACUCCGAUACAUCAUUCAGUGGAAUAUAUAUAUAUAAAUGGAUUCCAAAAAAUAUAACCAGACGUUACUAAAUAAAUAUUGUUAGAUACUGUCAUUUUCUCUUUUAUGUCAUUUAUCGUAAUGUACAUAUCACUUGAGGCUACAAGAGUUUGUUUUACGAAAUCAGGGCCUGAGCAUUAUCCCUUUCUGGCCCCGAAUCGGGACUUUACUUCACUUAGAUCUGAUUGCAUGUCAGUCUCAAGCUGUUUUUGUUAUUGAUAUAUAUAUAAUACCAUACACAAGAGUAGUUUUUUAAAAUGUUCACGUGACGAAUCCGACCUCAACCGGAUGUUGCCGAUGAUCUGCCGAAUGACCAGCCUCGUCAAACAUUCGGAACGUCUCGAGCUUUUCAUGACGCCGCCCUAUUGAUCUGUACAUGCAUUUUCAUUUAAACUGUGAGCCACAUUGAUCUUGCUUCCAAAUGAAUCUUCGUGGUGUAUAGACAAUAUAAGCACAUUUCCUUAUCUAUUUUGUGUGAAUGCAGGGUCGAGGAGUUAAUGAUGACGAGUAUACAAGAAUAGAUAUCGGACUUUCAGAACACACCAUGUCGAUCUUUAUGGCUCUCGGUUUUCAACAUACCUAUAGUCUAGUUCAGGAAUGUAGAUAUUGGUAGAAGUUUUCGCAUGGGUGAAAAUGCGUUACAUCUAGCGAUGUUUAUUUUCGAUCUUUCAUAUUGAAAAUGUUUAAGCAUUGUACUGUUUUGGUAAUAAAUUUGUAAAUACAA
Haliotis rufescens (red abalone) is the source of this 3418-nucleotide messenger RNA. RefSeq lists its product as uncharacterized. The record is from RefSeq and is a predicted model, not a curated record. The transcript has 6 exons. The coding region runs from base 16 to 996 and encodes 326 amino acids. Lineage: Eukaryota; Metazoa; Mollusca; Gastropoda; Lepetellida; Haliotidae.